Prorocentrum cordatum is the source of this 483-nucleotide messenger RNA. NCBI's taxonomy places the organism in Eukaryota, Dinophyceae, Prorocentrales, Prorocentraceae. The record is from the annotation of a GenBank genome assembly.
CCGGGCCGCCCACGCCCGCGUUCGACCUCGCGCAGCUGGGCCCCACGCCCCCCGUGCGUGGCCCGGCGAGCUCAGGAGCCACGUCCCCGACCUCCCGGCUCUCGCGGACGGGCCCCGCGACACCCACACCGGGCAGCACCGAAUCGGGGCCGUGCCCGUCGCCGAGGGCGAGCAUGCGCACCGGCAGCUUCCCCUCGGUUUGCGGUCUCGUCAGACUGUCGAGCACCAUCUACAACGACGAGUCGGUGCAGUACGCGAGCUCGAUCCCGGUCAACAGCUUCACCCGCCUCGGGUCGACCCCCCCGAUCUCCAGAACGGUGCGCACGGGGACCCCCCCGCCUGCGCCGGACACGUCUUUCCCCGGGUCCGCGACUCCGCCGCGCGGCUUGGCGCGGGCAGGGCCGGCGACUCCGGCGUCCGGCAUCAGCCGGUCCGCGCCGUCGCCGCCCGCUUCCGACAUGGCGGGCGCAGGCCCCGAGGGAG